This is a messenger RNA of Mus caroli (Ryukyu mouse), 4934 nucleotides long. RefSeq names its product mono-ADP ribosylhydrolase 2 (gene Macrod2). Gene Ontology annotation, molecular function: ADP-ribosylglutamate-[protein] hydrolase activity. Gene Ontology annotation, biological process: purine nucleoside metabolic process; DNA damage response; peptidyl-glutamate ADP-deribosylation. NCBI's taxonomy places the organism in Eukaryota, Metazoa, Chordata, Mammalia, Rodentia, Muridae. Gene Ontology annotation, cellular component: nucleoplasm. The record is from RefSeq and is a predicted model, not a curated record.
AGGUUAGCGCGAGGCGUGACCUAGUUGACAGGCUCUGAGGUGCUGCUGUGGCGGCGGCUGCCUGGCAGAGCGGGCGGGUCGAGGGAGGAGGGCGGCGACGGGCCAGCGGCUAGCGGCGCGGGACGCAGAGCCUUUGCACUUUUCCCUCCCGAGUGUCCCCUCCAUCCACCCCCCACACUCCACACACCCUGUUUGCCCGUGAGCCUGGGGAACUUGCAGCUUAAAGCCAGCCACCCCCACGGCAGCAUGUACCCCAGCAACAAGAAGAAAAAGGUGUGGAGAGAGGAGAAAGAACGUUUGCUGAAGAUGACCUUAGAGGAGAGACGCAAAGAAUACAUAAGGGACUAUGUUUCUCUGAGCACCAUUCUAUCAUGGAAGGAAGAGAUGAAGAGCAAAGGCCAAAAUGAUGAAGAAAAUACUCAGGGAGCACCACAGAUGAAGAAAAGCUUGAGUGAAAAGGUUUCUCUCUACAGAGGUGACAUCACUCUGCUAGAGGUGGAUGCAAUCGUCAAUGCGGCAAAUGCCAGUCUUCUCGGAGGAGGAGGUGUGGAUGGCUGUAUUCACAGAGCUGCUGGCCCCUGUUUGUUAGCUGAGUGUCGGAACCUGAACGGCUGUGAGACUGGACAUGCAAAAAUCACAUGUGGCUACGACCUCCCUGCAAAGUAUGUCAUCCAUACUGUAGGGCCAAUAGCCAGAGGCCACAUUAAUGGUUCCCACAAGGAAGACCUCGCAAAUUGCUAUCAAUCAUCCUUGAAGCUGGUGAAAGAAAAUAACCUCCGAUCAGUGGCUUUCCCCUGCAUUUCAACAGGCAUUUAUGGUUUUCCAAAUGAGCCUGCAGCAGUCAUUGCCCUAGGUACCAUUAAGGAAUGGCUGGCCAAGAAUCACCAGGAGGUGGAUCGAAUCAUCUUCUGUGUCUUCCUAGAAGUUGAUUUCAAAAUCUACAAAAAGAAAAUGAACGAGUUUUUCCCUGUUGAUGAUAACAAUGAAGGAACAGAUGCUGACAUGAAAGAAGAUUCAGAAGGGCCAGAGCCUAAAGGCCUUUCUCCACCCCACAAGAAGAGCAAAGCAAAGAAACCAGAAAGUUCAAAAGACUCCAGUGAAGAUGAAAGUGGUCCAGAGGAAAAGCAAACUGUGGAAGAAAUGGAAGGGCAGAGCCAAGACGCAGGUGGGCUCAGGUUUCUUUUGAGGAGUCUCCUAGGCCUCAUCCACAGAGAUGGUGUCAACACCACCCCUGUGCCCAGUCCAGCUUUGGAAGACAAAGCUGAAGUCCACAAAGAUGAAGAUUCUGCAAAGGAUGACAAUACUAUAAAAGACAGUGACAUGACCAAUCAUUCUGUGUGUGACCAAGAACUUCCCAAUGGACAAGAGAAUGACUCAACAAAGAGUGAGGGGAAAACUGAGACAGAAUCCCCAAGCUCCUCUAUGGAAACAGAAGACCUUUCACCAAAUCAAGAAGAUGCCACAAUUGUGGAACAACCAGAAGUGAUCCCCCUGAUAGAUGACCAAGAAGCACAAGAAGGUGAAGAAGCUCAAGGCAAGGAUGCACCUGCUGUGUUUGCAGAAAGCCAAGGUUCCAGCGAGGCAGAAAACACUUCAGGUCCUGAUGUUGACAUGAACAGUCAGGUGGAUGGUGUAAAUGAGCCAACAGAAAGUCUGCAAGAAGAUCUCCAAUAAGGCCACAAGAUGAAGCAAAGGAACAAAGAACUGAAGCUAAAUGACAGCCCUCAGCAUGGCAAGACCUGGCCCUGGGGGACUUGGGAAGAUGAUAGUGUGUGCUGUGGAAGGGGGUGGGGGAGGGGGGAAGCAAGUUCAUGGAAGAAAGGGGGUCCUUUGCUCUAAUUCUCCAGCUGCAUUUUGUUGUUUACCUACAGAAAAGAAAAAGAUGAGAAAACAAAACAAAACAAAAAGAAAAGACAAGAAAAAAUGAAAAAGCAAGCAAGCUCCCUCCAUCUGUGGGAGGCCCCAUGCUUAGCAUCUUUCAGGCACUCAGUCCAUAUCAUUUCUGUCUUUUCUCCAUUUCUCACCCUAGGGCCAUGGUGAUAGGGUUAAUACUCUCCUAGGGCUCCUUGCCCCUCUCUGCUUUCUUGAUUCUCUCACAAAGCUGGUCAUAGGACAAUUUGUUCCAUGAAUAAGAAAGAACAUGAUGACAAGCUAAAUUGGCAGGCUAAAUUUCAAGAGUUGUCAUGCCCACCACUGGUAUAAUCCACAAAGGAGGAAGGAUAGAAAAUGGGUACAAACCUCAGAAAACACUUGGAAGAGGUCUGAAUAAGGAGUUCAAAAUAUUCAAAUAAGCAUUAACAAAGAAGGUCAGACUUGGCAGCUGCUAGAGUCUCCACUCUUCACACCCAGGAUGCCCUGUGUGUUCAUUUUUGGGGCUGAUUUCAAGCACUGCUUCCUUGGUUUAUGAGGUCUUCACUGUGCGCUUCCAUAUGGAGUCCAUCCCCAAGAUGUGGGUUUUUUUUUUUUUUUUUUUUUUUUUUUUGUACACAAUUGGAAUGGGUGUUACUAUCAUUGAAAUCAAAGGGAGUGUCUUACUUCAUUUAGGACUCUAAUCUAUUAGUAACAAUUGUAGUUUUCAAAGUUCCACUUGAAGUCUCUACUCUUCAUAAAAGAAUAUCCAUGGUGACCCAAGAUGUGCUAGCCCACAGAGGUUCACACUUGAAGUUAGGAGCAUUUGGAGCCAUUACUUCUAGCCCUGACUUCCUGAUCUGCUAAUGCCAAAUCCAGGGGUGAUUUGGCAGCUCAUCCACUCAUCCAAAACUUAGCCAGAACUAUAUACGACUUAAGAAGCCAGUGGAUUUCUGAGUUCGAGGCCAGCCUGGUCUACAAAGUGAGUUCCAGGACAGCCAGGGCUAUACAGAAAAACCCUGUCUCGAAAAACCAAAAAAAAAAAAAAAAAAAGCCAGUGGAACAGUGGUAGCUCAAGCAACGAGGACCAGAGGAGGCUGGGCAUCCUCCCAACUAUCCAUCCCAGAACAAUCCUAGGUCUCCCACUGCCUCUUGGGUAUCUAAAGACAUGGUAGUGUCUUUUGCAUAUCAUCUUAACUCCCUAGUGUUUUAGAAUUGUAAUGUUUUAUGUUGCUAUUCCUAACAAAAUGGGAAACAUGGAACUGAGAGACGAUAUCUAAAGUUAACAGUGAGAUGAUACCACUUUAUAAGUAUCUCAUCCAAUUUGCUAGUUUGGUCCUUUCCUGUGGAAAAUCCAUCUUAUCUUCCUAUGACUAGUUUUGCCUGCUCUGCGUUAGUUUCUGUUUCUAGGUAAUUUAUUUGAUAUGAUAACGUAAGUAGCAAACCACACCCCUGCGUAUGUUACCUUUUAACAGCUCUUCUUUUCAUUAACACAGUUCAUCAACAUCAAAACAAGGCUAUUUCAGGAAUUUCAUAAAGCUUCCCCAUGGCUUUUGCUCUUUUUUUUUCCCCUCUCUUUCUACAGUUUGACAUGACAGCAUAUACCUCUCCAUUACGUGUUGUUUUCUAGAACAAUUCUUCCUCUAAGUAAGCUAAGGAUGCCAUCCAGAUAGAUAGCUUCACUGUUUCCUGCCAUCUUCAUAUUUUACAAGCAUCCAUCACUUUUGUGAAGUGCCUGACAAAAGAACCAUGCUGGAAAGGCAUUUCCCCAUAACGCUAUGGGGAAGUAUAACUUAGCCUCUGUUAUAGGGUCACAGUGGGAAGGCACACCUGAGAUAAGAGGAAUGGCCAGAACUGAGACAAUUCCAGGCCACCUUUCUCAUUACCAAUGGCAGCCAUUGUGUUUGGUCAUCUUGUGUGGGGAUAGGUUAAGAAACGGUGGGAGAGAAUUCUCUGGAAACUGUAGGAAAAGGAAAACAAUCUUUAUAUUUAGGAAACAGAAAAGGAGGAGUCCCACUCCUGAAUUUGCUUAAACUUCCUUUUAUGAAUUAAAGUGCAUUUUCAUCUUUGCUUUGCAGUAGAUUUUUGGUUGCUAUGUGGCUGAAUGAUUGUAUGCUUUAAAAUAAAUAAUGCAGUUAAUUUACACUUCAAUAAUGAAAUAUAAAAAUGUUAGCUCUGGGCCAGACUGAAGGCAUUUCAGAUAAGGAGAUGCGUUGUUCACUGGCCCUGUCACUGCACAGUCUGUACAAUGCAGUACAUGUGGGAAGUGGACUGAUGCUUUCUGCACAUGAAUGCUAGAUGGCCAUUUCCAAACAUGCUUCAGACAGGCCACAUGUCAUGAAGGGCAAUAAGGGGAUGGGAGGAAACUAGCCCUGUUAUUAGUCACGUUUGCAUACAGAGGACUGAAGUAGACCUUCAACAUAAUAGUCCUAAUUAAAAAGGCACUCACUGCAGACUAGACAAAGGCGCUUUUCCUCUUCCUGAUAACUAUUCAGAUGAUGGACAAGUCUUCUUUGAUAAAAGCUUACAAAGAAGACAUCCGAAGCACUGUCUAUGAUACUGGGUCACAUAUUAAUCACUGAAGCUAAUUGUAAAUCUUUCUAUGAAACACUGAAAAGCCUCUUUGUGAAUUAAUACAGUUCUGCUUGCUGCACUUGGUUUGCAAAGACAUUUCUCUGUAUUUGGUGCAUGUCAGCUGUGCUUUGAAAAACAACAAAGUUAGCAGAAUAUGUUCAAUAUAUUUUCUCGGGAAAUAGGGUUUUUAUCAUAUGACUCAUUAAGGAUUUGCCUUACCCUGACAUUUGUGAUAUAAAGGAAAAUCAGGAAAAAAGUAAUUUUCUUGAACAAGAUAUGUUUUUACUUAAUGCAAAUAAGUGUAGUCUGUUGCUUGCAAGGAACAAAAAUGUCUUCUGGUAUUACUAGGGUAACAUGUGCCUCUUUUGUUAAACCAGUCUUGAAAUGCUGGACAGCUUCUGAGUCUGUUUGUCUCUUUUCAUCUGUGCCACACACUAUGACACUUAAAUGACUGUUGCCUUCGAACUAUAUUUGUUAGAGCAGAGUGCAAAUAAACUUCUUUGAGAGGAUAA